GUAAGUCGAGUCAAACUAAAACUUGUACCGUCAACAGCCUCAAAUUUGCCUUUGCAAGGUAUGGACCUGUUUAACAAUGGAGAUCACCUGCCAAAGUUUUCUGAGCCUUGGAAUUUUAGUGACGCUGUAUUGGUGGUAGAGGACAAGCGGUUUCAUGUGCACAGAUCCAUUCUGGCUAUCAGCUCACCUGUGUUCAACACAAUGUUCCAGUCGGGCUUUAAAGAAGCCACAUCAACUGAAAUUCCCCUCCCAGGGAAGAAGGCAGAAAAAAUUUAUGAAUUACUGUGUAUGAUAUAUCCAUUCCCUCUGCAGAUUUCUGAUCAGCACGAUGUAAGAAGCCUUUUGGAGUUGUCCCGAGAAUACCAGAUAAGUAAACUAACUUCUCGCUGCGAGGAGCGUCUCUUACAGAAACAAAGCUCGGUUGAGCUGGUGAUCCUGGCGCAGGAAUUCUCGCUGAAGCGGCUGCUUGAAAAAUGCUUGGCCUCCCUCGCAAGAAUGAACUUUCAAGAGCUCAAGAACUGUCCAAAUUUCGACAACAUAGAAGCGGAGAAUCUAGUUUGCCUCUUAAAUAAUCAUCUUCGCUGGCUUAAGGAACAGCAUGCCCGUGAAAUUAGGCAACUGAGGGAACAAUUUUUGAAAGAGAAAGGCCGAGCCCUGGAGAUCGCUAACGAGCUGAACAGUUGUUGGGGAUAUAACAAACUGCCAAUCAGAGGUUGCGCAUGCGCAUCGUAUACCAAGUCAUGUGACAACUGUUGCACAGUCUUAGAAAAAUUUGUCAAGACAAAAUGCGGCGAACUUAUCGAGGCAUUGCAACAGAACGUGUAGAUUGAGGACGUUAUUGUGGAACUCGAAGCUUUUUUGGCUUUGAUAACGGCUCUCUCUUCAUACGGGACGACUGGAUGUAACAGGGGCUCGAAGGAUAUCAUCUAUAGGUGGGCCUGGAGAAACGAAUUUUGAAGAGAAGAGGCCCUAUGGCAGAUGAGAUUGUGGUUUAUUCUGAUACAAGGCCGAAGGGAGGUCCGGAGGCAUCCUUCCGCGCAAAAUUUAAAAAUUUAAACACGCUUCUGUGCUAUUUGGUUCCUUUCGGAUCGCAUUUCAUGGAAAAGUUUUUCGCCGCUUUCAAGGAAUCUCAAAGCCGCCACUAGGCAUGUCGUUGACAGAGCAUUUGUUGUCCUCGUCCUUUUUGCUAAAAAAGUGUCAUAAGUGUAGGGGGUGAAUAAUGA
Pocillopora verrucosa is the source of this 1223-nucleotide messenger RNA. Its product is annotated as BTB and MATH domain-containing protein 38. Gene Ontology annotation, molecular function: protein binding. The record is from RefSeq and is a predicted model, not a curated record. Lineage: Eukaryota; Metazoa; Cnidaria; Anthozoa; Scleractinia; Pocilloporidae.